CCCCCUCCGCAGUGUCCGGGCGGCGCCGGGCCGGGACGGAGCGGAGCGAGCGGCCAUGAGCCCCCUCAGCCUCCUCAGCGCCGUCCUGCUCGCAGCGCUCCUGGCGCCCGCGGCCGCUGGGCCCACCGAGUUCUUCCGCGAGGAGUUCGCGGAUGGAGACGCCUGGAGCCGGCGGUGGGUGGAGUCGAAGCACAAACCCGACUACGGGCGGUUCGUGCUCACGGCCGGCAAGUUCUACGGCGACGCCGAGAAGGACAAAGGCAUCCAGACGAGCCAGGACGCCCGUUUCUACGCCCUGUCCGCCCGGUUCGAGCCCUUCAGCAACCGGGACCGGGCGCUGGUGCUGCAGUUCACGGUGAAGCACGAGCAGAACAUCGACUGCGGGGGCGGCUACGUGAAGCUCUUCCCGGCCACUCUGAGCCAGGAGGACAUGCACGGAGACUCCGAGUACAACAUCAUGUUUGGUCCCGACAUCUGCGGCCCCGGCACCAAGAAGGUUCACGUGAUCUUUAAUUACAAGGGCAAGAACGUGCUCAUUAACAAGGACAUUCGCUGCAAGGACGACGAGUUCACCCACCUGUACACGCUGGUGGUGAGGCCCGACAACACCUACGAGGUGAAGAUCGACAACGGGAGGGUGGAGUCGGGGUCCCUGGAGGAGGAUUGGGAUUUCCUGCCCCCAAAAAAGAUCAAGGACCCCGAGGCCAAGAAACCUGAGGACUGGGAUGAGAGGGCCAAGAUCGAUGACCCCGAGGACACCAAGCCUGAGGUGAGG
Messenger RNA from Corapipo altera (White-ruffed manakin), 775 nucleotides. Its product is annotated as calreticulin-like. The annotation marks the transcript as partial. The record is from RefSeq and is a predicted model, not a curated record. Gene Ontology annotation, biological process: protein folding. Gene Ontology annotation, molecular function: calcium ion binding. The transcript is spliced from 5 exons. Gene Ontology annotation, cellular component: endoplasmic reticulum; endoplasmic reticulum membrane. Lineage: Eukaryota; Metazoa; Chordata; Aves; Passeriformes; Pipridae.